AUGGCUCAAGUCGUUGAAACUAUGCAUAAAGAUUCUUGUAUGUGUUCAAAGUCUGAACUUGACCUGUUUUUUGUUCCACCGACUCAAGUUGAAAUGGAAAAAGGAUUUUGGGAGGACGUUGACCCCAUUACAAGUAUUACUUCCUCAGAUACUAUUGAAUUUCUAUGUGCCGCAAAUUCUGGCGUUUACACUGACUUAGCAAGCAGUUUUCUACACGUUAAAGCAAAGAUUACUACCGCAGCCGGAGGAAAUGUGGGUGCGGGCAUUCAGGUAGCGCCUGUGAAUCUUUGGAUGCAUGCAUUAUUUUCACAAGUAGAGGUGUUCCUGAACAACAAGCUGAUCACACCAUCAAGCACAGCCUAUCCUUACAGAGCUUAUAUCGAAACUGUUCUCAACUUUAGUAAAGAUGCGAAGGAUUCCCAUUUGAUUGACAUCAGCUUUAUUCUAUAA
Molecule: messenger RNA, 450 nt
Organism: Paramuricea clavata
Lineage: Eukaryota; Metazoa; Cnidaria; Anthozoa; Malacalcyonacea; Plexauridae
Source: the annotation of a GenBank genome assembly